AACGUUAGGCUUGACGCUUUGUUUUAUGUACAUGUAUCUUGUGUAGUUGUUUUAUAGUUCUCUAUUAAAACACUUUCAAGAAGCUUUUCUUUGAGAAUUAUCCAAGAAAUAAAUGACUUUGUUAUUGAAACGACAUUUUUUAUUCUAAAUGCAUUUAAUAGUAAGAGAAAGUGUGUUCUUAUUCUUAAUAAAAUUACGGAGCAGCGAAAACCAAGGUCAUCAAGGAUUAGAACCCUGUAAAAGUAACUUGUAAGUCACUACUGAGCCACAAAUGUUACGUGACACAGCUGAAGUAUAACAGUAGUCACCUUGUGUUCAUCCACACGUGGAGCUAAGCUCUCAAACGAAACUGUUGAUAACACUAUUUUUUAACUGGCUUUCUUUUUUUUGUUUGUUUAUUUAAAAAUAGUACAAAAUGGCUGAAAGUGACAAUGGGAAUGAAAGAGGUAAUGUAACUGCUAGAAUUGAUGAUGAUAUCUGCCGUGAUUUUCUACGUAACGUGUGCAGGCGUGGAUCUAAUUGCAAAUACAGACACCCAGAACCUGAAAAAGAAAAUCAAGAAGGCGGAAACAAGGAUAUUAAAUUCUGUCGUGAUUUUCAAAAUAGAGGUUGCCGUCGAGCCAACUGUAAGUUCGUACAUUGCACUAAGAGAGAAGAAGAAUACUACUUAAGUACGGGCAAGUUACCGAGGCACGUACAGGAAACUUUGGGAGAAAAAGUUCCAGUUUGCAAAGACUUUUUGAGGGGUUUUUGUAAGCGAGGAAUUUAUUGUAAGUUCCGACACUUAACGACACAUGAAUAUGAAAUGGAAAUGGGUGGGGGGAGAGGGCUACCCGUCAUGGGUGACUCGGAGUUUGAUGAUUUUGGAUUUGAAUUUCAGCCACAACGUAAACGGCCAGCUUUUGAUGGUAGUUUUGCUGCUGGUGAUGGACCAGAUGGUCCAGGGGUGUUGCUGCCCACUCCUGGUCCUGACCCAAUGGCAAACACUUCCAUGCCUGAUGUUCAAAUGUUGGAAGGGGAAAACUCAAUCCUACGACGUAAAGUAGAGGAACUAAAAAAGCAAGUUACGGAAUUAACUUCAACUGUCGAGUACCUGUUGGAACAAAACGCACAGCUGCGUGCAUCUAAGCAGUCAAGUAUGCCCCCACUUAAUCCAUCUCCUAAAUCAUAUUCAUUCCAAAGCAGUGGACCGAACACCACCCGACCAUGGUAACUUUGAAUAACUUGGCAGGUUAAGUUUUUCACUUUCAUGGAGGUUUUAAGGCCAAGUUGAUGAAUGCUGCAGUUGGUAGUAAUUGUUUUAAAAGUAUUCAGUCAUUCUUCAUCUGAUAAACUCGUACAUUUUUUUUUCUUCCAGUUCCCUAAAACCUUUAAAUGAAAGUUUUGUAAUGUUUCAGAACAUAUUUUAUAUCAUUUAAAUGGGAAAAGUAUACCAUGAUGUACCACAGUUAUUAAUAAGCAAACGGUCGUACCUUUUAGAUGCACUUAUCGGUAGUGAAAAUGGGAUAUUAAAUAUUUAGUAUUUUUCUAUUAACCAUAUGAAAGUUUAUUUUCUUUUAUUAUUUUGCUCUUCGCUUACAAACAGCUACAAGAAGUCAGUGACUAAUUAAUAAUUACACUGGUGUGUUUUGUAAUGUUAUAUUUUUUGUGAAGGCUGAAAAUUCCAGGUAACAUUGUUUGUCAUAACAGGUUGUCUCUAUGGGGAUGUGCCGAUAUGAAAAUCACUUGGUUAUUGAUUAAAUGGUUUUCAGUAAUUUGUCAUUUUAAUCAGUUAGUUUUUGAAUUUACUGUACUCCUUCAUCAACAGUUAUAAACAAUGUUAAGUGACAUACUACUUCUGCCUUGUGACAUCUUAAUAAACAUAAUUUAUUUUGGACAUGUCCAACUCAGUUUAAAACAUCUUCACCCAGUUUCUUAUAGCCUAUAGAAGUGCCCAGGAUUAGAAAUUAACUUUUUAAAGCAGUAGUCAGUAUUUGCUACCUGCCUGAAAAGUUGGAAACAAAAUGAUUUUAUCCACUAGCUGCUAACAC
Molecule: messenger RNA, 2030 nt
Organism: Limulus polyphemus (Atlantic horseshoe crab)
Lineage: Eukaryota; Metazoa; Arthropoda; Merostomata; Xiphosura; Limulidae
Product: zinc finger CCCH domain-containing protein 10-like
Exons: 2
Coding region: 416-1213 (265 amino acids)
Molecular function (GO): metal ion binding
Source: RefSeq, a predicted model, not a curated record